CCCACGCAUGCGCCGCGGGUUCAGCAUCCUCUGCGCUGACCAGCUCAGCGGAAUUAACCACACAGCAGCUACCAGACGAACGUUAUCUCCUCUGUUUUCUACAGGUGCAGGCUGCCAGUACUGUGACUGCUGCAGGGUGUUGGUCAGUGGAGCUGAAGACGACUGGUCAGUGGGUGUCUGUCUGGCCUGCCUGCCUGUCUGUCUGUCUGUCUGUCUGGGUGAGCAGGACAGGAGGAGCCAUGGCUAACAGGGGACCAAGCUACGGCCUGAGCAAGGAGGUGCAGGAAAAGAUAGAGCUGAAGUAUGAUCUGGACCUGGAGGCCCGGCUGGUGGACUGGAUCGUAGCUCAGUGUGGGGGGAACCUGGAGAGACCACAGCCAAGCAGACAGAACUUCCAGACCUGGCUGAUGGAUGGAACAAUUCUGUGUAGGCUCAUCAAUAGCCUAUACCCGUGUGGUAAUGAGCCCAUCAAGAAGAUUCUGGAGACCCAGAUGGCCUUUAAGCAGAUGGAGAAGAUCUCCCAGUUCCUGCAGGCUGCCGAGGCCUACGGAGUACUCACCACAGACAUCUUCCAGACCGUGGACCUGUGGGAAGGGCAGGACAUGGCUGCGGUGCAGAGAACCUUGAUGGCCCUAGGAAGUGUUGCCCUCACCAAGGACGAUGGACAUUACCGUGGCGACCGAGACUGGUUCCACAGGAAAGCUCAGGGUUACCGGCGGGAGUUCUCUGAGGACCAGCUUCGUCAGGGCCAGAGACUGAUUGGUCUACAGAUGGGCAGCAACCGUGGGGCUUCGCAGUCCGGCAUGACGGGCUACGGAUCGCACCGCCAGAUCAUGUAGAGACACAAACCAGCUGCCCAGCCAGCUGCCAGCCACUCCCUUAGCCUGGCGGUGUACUCCAGUUACUGGACCUCCAGAAGAGAGCUCCACCACAUUCCCUGAACCUCAUGAAAUGACCAAACCCCUUUUUCCCCUUCCCCAGCAACACCAGCCAUACAUUCAUUCAUACAUACAUACACACAUUCUAUUGUUCGUCCCCAACACCCGAACAGGGUGCUCCAUAUACCACAACCACACCAUGAUUCCUACAGACCUCAGUAGUUUCUGCUUACCCCACACCCACUCUCCAGUCCUCCUUGGUCCUGCUCUCUCCAUCCAUACGGUCCUGCUCUCUCCAUCCGUACGGUCCUGCUCUCUCCAUCUGUACGGUCCUGCUCUCUCCAUCCGUACGGUCCUGCUCUCUCCAUCUGUACGGUCCUGCUCUCUCCAUCCGUACGGUCCUGCUCUCUCCAUCCGUACGGUCCUGCUCUCUCCAUCCGUACGGUCCUGCUCUCUCCAUCCGUACGGUCCUGCUAGCCAUUCCCUUCAGUGGAUGAAGUCUUAGUAAUUCAGUCGAUACAGAGAACCCAAGAUUGGAGUCGUCCCUCUACAAAACAAGCCAAUAGUAUUUUACACUACUACCAAAUAUAACAGCAAGACCAUGUUAUAGUAUGUUCCAUAUUUGAAUUAUUUAGCUCUUUAUUUGUUUGUUUGUAUGUACAGUAAGUGUGUCUGAGUCCUUGUACAGUCAUGGAGGGUUUGCUAUACCUCAUGAGAUGUUUCAUGUAUAACCGAAUGGAUCUCGACGAGCGAUGAUGCCUCUGCUGUCUUGUGUUAAUUAUGUGAAGACUUUGCAGUAACUGCUGUAACCAAAUGACCAUCACGUUGUGCCUGGUUACUACAGCAAACAGACAUUAAACUAUGCCUUAUAUAAGAAAUGUCACCCACCAUGAUGCAAAGGAAUUCAAAGGCAUGUAUUGAGUUCUGCCGCCUGGUCCUGUGCUGUGCAUUUAUAACAUAUGUGUAAUUCUAAUGUAUGUACUGGAUGUGUCCAUGUGUGUUUCAGACAAUCCCAUGAUUGUUUAAGAGCAGUGGUGGGAAAAGUACUUCAUUGUCAUACAAAGUAUGAUGUCAUAA
Molecule: messenger RNA, 1955 nt
Organism: Oncorhynchus gorbuscha (pink salmon)
Lineage: Eukaryota; Metazoa; Chordata; Actinopteri; Salmoniformes; Salmonidae
Product: transgelin-3-like
Exons: 5
Coding region: 240-839 (199 amino acids)
Molecular function (GO): protein binding
Source: RefSeq, a predicted model, not a curated record